Molecule: messenger RNA, 1215 nt
Organism: Labeo rohita (rohu)
Lineage: Eukaryota; Metazoa; Chordata; Actinopteri; Cypriniformes; Cyprinidae
Gene: trnau1apa
Product: tRNA selenocysteine 1 associated protein 1a
Exons: 9
Coding region: 188-1087 (299 amino acids)
Biological process (GO): selenocysteine incorporation
Cellular component (GO): nucleus
Molecular function (GO): tRNA binding
Source: RefSeq, a predicted model, not a curated record
UUUAAUAAAGAACUUGCACGUGCUGUGAGUCUCUCAACUUGUUUUAACAUCCCAAAAAUACCCAAAAAGCACCGGUUUGGAAAAAAAUAAAUAAAUAAUUCGACGACAAUGUAAAUACAUACUACAAAAAAAUUAAUAAAGAAACAGCAAAAAUCUCGAAUGAACCCAAAGAACGUUGGAACGCAAAAUGAACAGCCUGUGGAUGGGCAACCUGGAACCUUACAUGGAUGAAGAGUUCAUCUCCAGAGCUUUUGCUCAUAUGGGAGAAACGGUAAUAAGAGUCAGAAUAAUCCGAGACAAAAUAACAGGGCAAAAUGCAGGCUAUGGCUUUGUGGAGCUGAUGGAUGAGACUUCAGUAGAGAGAUGUCUCCGCAAAGUGAAUGGGAAACCCUUGCCUGGUGCCACUCCUCUGAAGAGGUUCAAGCUGAGUCGUGCCACCUACGGGAAACAUGGUGACAGCUGCUCUACUUUCUCCCUCUUUGUGUCCGAUCUGACCCCGGACGUGGAUGAUGGCAUGUUAUAUGAGUUCUUUCAUUAUCAUUUUUCAUCCUGCUGCAGUGGGAAGAUCGUUUUGGACAGCAGUGGAUACUCAAAGUGCUGUGGCUUUGUGAGCUUUGAGAGCGAGAGAGAGCAGAAACGGGCUCUGGCAGAACUCCAGGGCGCCUCAGGACUCGGGAAGAAACGUUUACGCCUCAGUCUGGCUGCAAAUAAACUGAAGAAGAAAGAUUCGUCUGAGAACCAGAAUGGUCAGUUCCAUGGAGAAAGCUGUAACAGCCAUAACUUGUAUCUGAACCAGUACUAUUACCCACAGCAUUUGUCUACAUAUGACUGGAACUACGAUUACAGCUACUUGAAUCCUUCACAGAAUUUCACACAGGUUGAAGAGACAGAAGAUGACAGCCUAGAGUAUCCAGAUUCUGACAUAAAUGUGAUGGAGGCAAAUGAAAGAUUUAUGGACCAGAGUGAAGAACUGUACAGUGCUCUGAUGAGUUGUUUCUUCCAGCCCCCUGAAUCAUGGGACGGAGUCACCUGUAGUGUUACAUGUUAUCUACCAGAGCCAAUUUAUCAGUAUGAGGAGAUGGACUGAGUAUAUGUACCAUCAUUUGUUUAUAGUUACUAUUUGUUUAUAUUACAAAGAACCAAUUGUUAAGUUAACUGAGGAUUAAAAAGAAUCAUUAGUUUUUCUUUCUGUUUUUUUUUUUUUUUUUUUAAAUA